CGCUCCACUGGCGCAUCGCUCACGAAGCCUCGGCUCGGUGACGCGCCUCAGGUACAGACCUCCGCCUUCUCCGGUCUCUACAUUUGUAGAUAAGCCGCUGUUAGUCAUGACUCAGUGAGCGGACAGUGGAGAGAAAAUGGAAAGUGCUCGCGGCGCCUCCAGAACGUUUCAGCACCACUCCAGCUGGACAGCGCAACAGCUUCUUUUUUGCUUUUUCCUCUUCUUUUUCUUGUUCUCUUUUAUUUUCUCUAAACAGGCUCCCGAGGUUGGGGAUUUUCUUUUUUUGAAUUGCAUUGAGCUCCAGUGAUGGAGUUCGUCGAACAACAUCAUCCGAUUAACAAUACGGCAAACAUUCCGCUUUGGUCCGAGUCUAAAUGAGAUGAUGCGGGAAGUCUUGUGAGCGUUACGCAGUAACGAAAGUAACUCAUUGGUGAGCAAAGCCAGUGACAGACCUCUGUUCAUCUCCUUUGAAGAAAAAAGACUGCAAAUCCAGUGGAACUGUAAGAUCCAUGAUUUAGUGUUAACCUAUAAUCCCAGCUAGAGUUGUCUUCAUGGAGGAAAAAAAGAGAGGUGUGACAGAACUGGUGAUACUAUCUAACCAAAUAUCUAACAAAUCUUAAAAGACACUGUCUUCUCAAUGGACUCCUAUAGACACCAUCUAAGAAAGUAAGCAACAGUUUUGAUUUAAGAGAUCUGAGAAAAUACUGGACUGCUGAAAUGUCUCCUUACUUGUUCGACAUUUGUGGGAGGCCCAUCCAUCUCUGUUUAUGUUUGUUGAUUUUUCUUAAUCGCUUCCUGUUCACGUUGGAAGCAAGACCCAAGGGCCCCGGCCACACACAUCUGAACUCGAUCCGCAUUGAUGGAGACAUCUCUCUGGGAGGUCUGUUUCCAGUUCAUGCAAGGGGUCACAACGGAAAGCCCUGUGGGGAGCUGAAGAAGGAGAAGGGCAUCCAUCGUCUGGAAGCCAUGCUUUUCGCUCUAGAUCGCAUCAACAAUGACCAUGAGCUUCUUCCUAAUAUCACACUGGGGGCUCGCAUUCUUGACACCUGUUCACGGGACACACACGCUCUGGAGCAGUCACUGACUUUUGUUCAAGCACUCAUAGAGAAGGAUGGCACAGAUGUGAAGUGUCAGGGAGGUGGCUCACCGAUCAUCACCAAGCCAGAGAGAGUUGUGGGAGUGAUUGGGGCUUCCUCUAGCUCUGUGUCUAUCAUGGUAGCUAACAUCCUUCGCCUGUUUAAGAUCCCUCAAGUGAGCUACGCUUCCACAGCACCAGAGCUGAGUGACAACACACGAUAUGAUUUCUUCUCUCGAGUGGUUCCUCCAGACACCUACCAGGCCCAGGCAAUGGUGGAUAUUGUGAGACACAUGGGGUGGAACUACGUCUCAACUGUAGCGUCCGAGGGAAAUUAUGGAGAAAGUGGGGUUGAUGCCUUCAUCCAGAAGUCUCGUGAGGAUGGGAGUGUCUGCAUCUCCCAGUCAGUUAAGAUCCCUCGUGAGCCCAAAACAGGAGAAUUUGACAAGAUUAUUCAUCGCCUGGUAGAAAACCCAAAUGCUCGAGUAGUCAUCAUUUUUGCAAAUGAGGAUGAUAUAAAGAGGCUGCUGCAGGCAGCAAAGAAAGCCAAUUUGACUGGCCACCUCUUGUGGGUUGGAUCAGAUAGCUGGGGUUCUAAAAUAUCUCCUGUGCUCCACCAAGAGGAGAUGGCUGAGGGUGCAGUAACUAUCCUACCUAAGCGCCAGUCUAUUAAAGGGUUUGAUCGUUAUUUUAUCAGCCGGACAUUGGAAAAUAACAGGAGGAACAUCUGGUUUGCUGAGUUCUGGGAAAACAAUUUCAACUGCAAGCUCAAUCGGCAUGCCUUGAAGAAAGGAUCUGGCAUAAAGAAAUGCACAAAUCAAGAAAGGAUCGGGAAAGACUCAACCUAUGAGCAGGAGGGAAAAGUAAUGUUUGUGAUUGAUGCUGUAUACACCAUGGCACAUGCUCUCCAUAACAUGCACAAAGACCUGUGUCCAGGCAAAGUAGGGCUUUGCUCCAGAAUGGACCCUAUCGAUGGAUCCCUCCUGUUAAAGUACAUCCGUGAAGUGAAGAUAACAGGCAUAGCUGGGAAUCCAGUACAGUUCAAUGAGAAUGGGGAUGCUCCUGGCCGUUAUGAUAUCUACCAAUACCAGAUAAAUAACAAAACAGCAGAAUACAAAAUCAUUGGCCAGUGGACUGACCAGCUCCAUCUCAAUAUCCCAGAGAUACAGUGGCCAGGUGGUAUAAAGCAAAUACCCUCGUCCAUCUGCAGUCAGCCAUGCAAACCAGGCUGGCGUAAGAAGGUUGUGAAGGGUAUCCCAUGCUGCUGGCAUUGCGAGCGCUGUGAUGGCUACCAGUACCAGGCGGACCCUUUCACCUGUAAAAUGUGCCGCUUUGAUUUGCGCCCCAACAAGAACCAUACAGGCUGCCAGCUUAUUCCAAUCAUCAAGUUAGAAUGGAGCUCACCUUGGGCUGUCAUUCCUGUACUCAUUGCCAUCAUGGGCAUUAUGGCCACCUUGUUUGUGGUGGUCACCUUUGUACGCUACAAUGACACUCCAAUUGUGAAGGCAUCAGGAAGGGAGCUCAGCUAUGUCCUGCUUACAGGCAUCUUUCUUUGCUAUGCCACUACAUUCCUGAUGAUAUCUUCUCCUGAUGUUGGGAUCUGCUCUCUCCGUCGCAUUUUCCUAGGACUAGGAAUGAGUAUUAGCUAUGCUGCCUUGCUAACCAAGACCAACCGUAUUUAUCGUAUUUUCGAGCAGGGAAAGAUGUCAGUGAGUGCCCCACGUUUAAUUAGCCCAGCAUCCCAGUUGCUGAUCACUUUCAGCCUGAUCUCAGUCCAGCUAUUAGGCGUUUGUAUUUGGUUUAUAGUGGAUCCUCCUAAGGCUUUCGUGGACUAUGAGGACCAGCGAAUGGCAAAUCCAGAGCUAGCACGGGGUGUACUCAAGUGUGACAUCUCUGACUUGUCACUCAUCUGCCUGCUGGGAUACAGCAUGCUGCUAAUGGUCACAUGCACAGUCUACGCCAUAAAGACUCGUGGGGUGCCGGAGACCUUCAAUGAGGCGAAGCCCAUUGGCUUCACCAUGUACACCACUUGUAUUAUCUGGCUGGCCUUCAUACCCAUCUUCUUCGGAACAUCACAAUCCACCGAAAAGAUAUACAUCCAGACAACAACUCUAACCAUCUCAGUGAGCCUGAGCGCCUCUGUAUCUUUGGGACUACUCUACAUGCCCAAAAUCUACGUGGUGCUCCUCCACCCUGAGCAGAAUGUGGCCAAACGGAGCACACGCAGCCUGAAGGCCGUGGUCACUGCCGCCACCAUGUCCAACAAAUUCAAUCCGAAGGCCAGCCUGCGACCUAAUGGAGAGGCCAAGACCGAGCUGUGUGAGAACUUGGAAACUCAAGAUGGAGGAGAGAUUUGAACACAGCCUGCUGACUCCGUCCAUCCAUACCUUCUGGUCGAAGAAGAUCAUGAGAAGAACCUGAGGAAAAAGUGGAAAGUCCAUGGUGUUUCAGUGAUGGUACUGUAUGUCACAUCACUAUUUGGCAUCCGGCAGAACUGACCCCAUGCUGGAACCAUCUGCAAAAUCCCAUUACUACUUCUUUUUUUAUCUGUCUUAUAAUUUGAUGUCAUUGCUGAAGUGACACCAAAAUAUCAACCAGGCUUUGACAUAUCGCUUUCAGGUUUUCAUACACCGGAGGAGUGGCUGAGAUCUCUUUUUUUUUCUCCCAGCAGGGGCUCUCACGUUUUCCUAUUGGUGAUGGUGACAAGAGUAAAAAUCCAUUGUUUACAGAUGUUGAGCAUGCUGGUUUGGUUUGGGCAUCCAGUGUUGUGUUUUUUCUUUUCUUUCUUUCUUUCUUACAUUUUGUUAGUGGUCCUGGAAUGCAUUUAAAACCAUGUUGCUGUGCUCCUAUCACACUAUGAGACCUUAUGAUAAACUGAUUUAAGUGUAAGGAAUUUUGGGGGAAUGUUCACUUGUGCUUAAAAUACGAUUUAUUUAUGAAGUCUAACUAACUAGCCUUGCGCUGUGGUCCAAAACACUCAAAAGCUAUCACUGCCAAAUGUGCUUUGGCAAAACGCGAAAUCACUAUUUAUUACUUAGUUCAUUAAAGAGUAUUUGAAUUCUUGUGUCCCCUUUUUGAUUAAUUACUCUUACAGUAUACAAAAAAAAGAAAAUUCCUAAUCAGCAAUUUGAAAAGAGAAAAUUUAAAACAGGAUGCACAAAGCUAACAUGAGACAAGAACCAGGAAAAAAGAACAGAUAUUUAAUUUAACGCCAUGUCGAGUGACAUAUUGCAACAAUGCGUUUUGUGGAUGUCCUGUGAAGUUUAAGACUCAUCGCCUAUGAUUUCUCCUCUGUUUAUUUUUGCACUUUUUUGUGUUGCUGAAUGCAAUUUGUUCAUACUGACCGUGCUAAAUAGCAACUAAAUGUGCGUUCUGGUAAUGUUUGCAUUUGUCUAGAAAAACAAAACAAGAAGAAGAAAAACAAAACAAAACAAAAAAAAAUGAACGGUGCCUGUACUAAAGUAUUUGUAAAAUAUGAACAUUGAGGUAUGUGAAGCAUGAUCAUUUUUAUACAUAAGUUGUUUCUAAUAAAAAAAGAAAUGUUUUUUUUCCAAAA
Molecule: messenger RNA, 4631 nt
Organism: Silurus meridionalis
Lineage: Eukaryota; Metazoa; Chordata; Actinopteri; Siluriformes; Siluridae
Gene: grm4
Product: glutamate receptor, metabotropic 4
Exons: 11
Coding region: 718-3432 (904 amino acids)
Biological process (GO): regulation of synaptic transmission, glutamatergic; G protein-coupled glutamate receptor signaling pathway
Cellular component (GO): membrane
Molecular function (GO): adenylate cyclase inhibiting G protein-coupled glutamate receptor activity
Source: RefSeq, a predicted model, not a curated record